Molecule: messenger RNA, 6741 nt
Organism: Macaca mulatta (Rhesus monkey)
Lineage: Eukaryota; Metazoa; Chordata; Mammalia; Primates; Cercopithecidae
Gene: SLC12A2
Product: solute carrier family 12 member 2
Biological process (GO): potassium ion import across plasma membrane; cell volume homeostasis; chloride ion homeostasis
Cellular component (GO): apical plasma membrane
Molecular function (GO): ammonium channel activity; sodium:potassium:chloride symporter activity
Source: RefSeq, a predicted model, not a curated record
UCUGUGCCGUCCCAGCUAGCGGCGGCCAGCGGGCGGCGGGGAGAAAGACUUCCUCACCUGGUCUUGCGGCCGUGGCCACCGCCGGCCAGGGGUGCGGAGGGCGUGCUGCCGGAGACGUCCGCCGGGCUCUGCAGUUCCGCCGGGGGUCGGGCAGCGAUGGAGCCGGUGCCCACGGCGCCCUCCUCCGGCGCCCCGGGACUGGCCGGGGUCGGGGAGACGCCGCCAGCCGCUGCGCUGGCCGCCGCCAGGGUGGAACUGCCCGGCACGGCUGUGCCCUCGGUGCCGGAGGAUGCUGCGCCCGCGAGUCGGGACGGCGGCGGGGUCCGCGGGGAGGGCGCUGCGGCGGCCGGGGACGGGCUGGGCAGACCCUUGGGGCCCACCCCGAGCCAGAGCCGUUUCCAGGUGGACUUGGUUUCCGAGAACGCCGGGCGGGCCGCUGCUGCUGCGGCGGCGGCGGCGGCAGCGGCGGCGGCUGGUGCUGGGGCGGGGGCCAAGCAGACCCCUGCGGACGGGGAAGGCGGCGGCGAGAGCGGGCCGGCUAAAGGCAGCGAGGAAGCCAAGGGCCGCUUCCGCGUGAACUUCGUGGACCCGGCUGCCUCCUCGUCGGCUGAAGACAGCCUGUCGGAUGCUGCCGGGGUCGGUGGCGACGGGCCCAACGUGAGCUUCCAGAACGGCGGGGACACGGUGCUGAGCGAGGGCAGCAGCCUGCACUCCGGCGGCGGCGGCAGUGGGCACCACCAGCACUACUAUUAUGAUACCCACACCAACACCUACUACCUGCGCACCUUCGGCCACAACACCAUGGACGCUGUGCCCAGGAUCGAUCACUACCGGCACACAGCCGCGCAGCUGGGCGAGAAGCUGCUCCGGCCUAGCCUGGCGGAGCUCCAUGACGAGCUGGAAAAGGAACCUUUUGAGGAUGGCUUUGCAAAUGGGGAAGAAAGUACUCCAACCAGAGAUGCUGUGGUCACAUAUACUGCGGAAAGUAAAGGAGUCGUGAAGUUUGGCUGGAUCAAGGGUGUAUUAGUACGUUGUAUGUUAAACAUUUGGGGUGUGAUGCUCUUCAUUAGAUUGUCAUGGAUUGUGGGUCAAGCUGGAAUAGGUCUAUCAGUCCUUGUAAUAAUGAUGGCCACUGUUGUGACAACUAUCACAGGAUUGUCUACUUCAGCAAUAGCAACUAAUGGAUUUGUAAGAGGAGGAGGAGCAUAUUAUUUAAUAUCUAGAAGUCUCGGCCCAGAAUUUGGUGGUGCAAUUGGUCUAAUCUUCGCCUUUGCCAACGCUGUUGCAGUUGCUAUGUAUGUGGUUGGAUUUGCAGAAACUGUGGUGGAGUUGCUUAAGGAACAUUCCAUACUUAUGAUAGAUGAAAUCAAUGAUAUCCGAAUUAUUGGAGCCAUUACAGUGGUGAUUCUUUUAGGUAUCUCAGUAGCUGGAAUGGAGUGGGAAGCAAAAGCUCAGAUUGUUCUUUUGGUGAUCCUACUUCUUGCUAUUGGUGACUUUGUCAUAGGAACAUUUAUCCCACUGGAGAGCAAGAAGCCAAAAGGGUUUUUUGGUUAUAAAUCUGAAAUAUUUAAUGAGAACUUUGGGCCAGAUUUUCGAGAGGAAGAGACUUUCUUUUCUGUAUUUGCCAUCUUUUUUCCUGCUGCAACUGGUAUUCUGGCUGGAGCGAAUAUCUCAGGUGAUCUUGCAGAUCCUCAAUCAGCCAUACCCAAAGGAACACUCCUAGCCAUUUUAAUUACUACAUUGGUUUACGUAGGAAUUGCAGUAUCUGUAGGUUCUUGUGUUGUUCGAGAUGCCACUGGAAACGUUAAUGACACUAUUGUCACAGAGUUAACAAACUGUACUUCUGCAGCCUGCAAAUUAAACUUUGAUUUUUCAUCUUGUGAAAGCAGUCCUUGUUCCUAUGGCCUAAUGAACAACUUCCAGGUAAUGAGUAUGGUGUCAGGAUUUACACCAUUAAUUUCUGCAGGUAUCUUUUCAGCCACUCUUUCUUCAGCAUUAGCAUCCCUUGUGAGUGCUCCCAAAAUAUUUCAGGCUUUAUGUAAGGACAACAUCUACCCAGCUUUCCAGAUGUUUGCUAAAGGUUAUGGGAAAAAUAAUGAACCUCUUCGUGGCUACAUCUUAACAUUCUUAAUUGCACUUGGAUUCAUCUUAAUUGCUGAACUGAAUGUUAUUGCCCCAAUUAUCUCAAACUUCUUCCUUGCAUCGUAUGCAUUGAUCAAUUUUUCAGUAUUCCAUGCAUCACUUGCAAAAUCUCCAGGAUGGCGUCCUGCAUUCAAAUACUACAACAUGUGGAUAUCACUUCUGGGAGCAAUUCUUUGUUGCAUAGUGAUGUUUGUCAUUAACUGGUGGGCUGCACUGCUAACAUAUGUGAUAGUCCUUGGGCUGUAUAUUUAUGUUACCUACAAAAAACCAGAUGUGAAUUGGGGAUCCUCUACACAAGCCCUGACUUACCUGAAUGCACUGCAGCAUUCAAUUCGUCUUUCUGGAGUGGAAGACCACGUGAAAAACUUUAGGCCACAGUGUCUUGUUAUGACAGGUGCUCCAAACUCACGUCCAGCUUUACUUCAUCUUGUUCAUGAUUUCACAAAAAAUGUUGGUUUGAUGAUCUGUGGCCAUGUACAUAUGGGUCCUCGAAGACAAGCCAUGAAAGAGAUGUCCAUCGAUCAAGCCAAAUAUCAGCGAUGGCUUAUUAAGAACAAAAUGAAGGCAUUUUACGCUCCAGUACAUGCAGAUGACUUGAGAGAAGGUGCACAGUAUUUGAUGCAGGCUGCUGGUCUUGGUCGUAUGAAGCCAAACACACUUGUCCUUGGAUUUAAGAAAGAUUGGUUGCAAGCAGAUAUGAGGGAUGUGGAUAUGUAUAUAAACUUAUUUCAUGAUGCCUUUGACAUACAAUAUGGAGUAGUGGUUAUUCGCCUAAAAGAAGGUCUGGAUAUAUCUCAUCUUCAAGGACAAGAAGAAUUACUGUCAUCACAAGAGAAAUCACCUGGCACCAAGGAUGUGGUAGUAAGUGUGGAGUAUAGUAAAAAAUCCGAUUUAGAUACUUCCAAACCACUCAGUGAAAAACCGGUUACACACAAAGAAUCCAAAGGCCCUAUUGUGCCUUUAAAUGUAGCUGACCAAAAGCUUCUUGAAGCUAGUACACAGUUUCAGAAAAAACAAGGAAAGAAUACUAUUGAUGUCUGGUGGCUUUUUGAUGAUGGAGGUUUGACCUUAUUGAUACCUUACCUUCUGACUACCAAGAAAAAAUGGAAAGAUUGUAAGAUCAGAGUAUUCAUUGGUGGAAAAAUAAACAGAAUAGACCAUGACCGGAGAGCGAUGGCUACUUUGCUUAGCAAGUUCCGAAUAGACUUUUCUGACAUUAUGGUCCUAGGAGAUAUCAAUACCAAACCAAAGAAAGAAAAUAUUAUAGCUUUUGAGGAAAUGAUUGAGCCAUACAGACUUCAUGAAGAUGAUAAAGAGCAAGAUAUUGCAGAUAAAAUGAAAGAAGAUGAACCAUGGCGAAUAACAGAUAAUGAGCUUGAACUUUAUAAGACCAAGACCUACCGGCAGAUCAGGUUAAAUGAAUUAUUAAAGGAACAUUCAAGCACAGCUAAUAUUAUUGUCAUGAGUCUCCCAGUUGCACGAAAAGGUGCUGUGUCCAGUGCUCUCUACAUGGCAUGGUUAGAAGCUCUAUCUAAGGACCUACCACCAAUCCUCCUAGUUCGUGGGAAUCAUCAGAGUGUCCUUACCUUCUACUCGUAAAUGUUCUAUACAGUGGACAGCCCUCCAGAAUGGUACUUCAGUGCCUAGUGUAGUAACUGAAAUCUUCAAUGACACAUUAACAUCACAAUGGCGAAUAGUGACUUUUCUUUCAUGAUUUCAUUAAUUUGAAAGCACACAGGAAAGGUGCUCCAUUGAUAUGUGUAUGGAGACUUCGGUUUUAGUCAAUUCCAUAUCUCAAUCUUAAUGAAUGGUGAUUCUUCUCUGUUGAACUGAAGUUUGUGAGAGUAGUUUUCCUUUGCUACUUGAAUAGCAAUAAAAGUGUGUUAACUUUUUGAUUGAUGAAAGAAGUACAAAAAGCCUUUAGCCUUGAGGUGCCUUCUGAAAUUAACCAAAUUUCAUCCAUAUAUCCUCUUUUAUAAAUUUAUAAAAUGUCAAACUUUGCCUUCAACUGUUGUUUUUAUUUCUAGUCUCUUCCACUUUAAAACAAAAUGAACACUGCUUGUCUUCUUCCAUUGACCAUUUAGUGUUGAGUACUGUAUGUGUUUUGUUAAUUUUAUAAAGGUAUCUGUUAGAUAUUAAAGGUGAGAAUUAGGGCAGGUUAAUGAAAAAUGGGGAAGGGGAAAUGGUAACCAAAAAGUGACCCCAUGGUACGGUUUAUAUGAGUAUAUGUUAAUACAGAGCUAGGAAAAAAAGCCCCCCAAAUGCCUUUUUAACCCCUCUGAUUGGCUAUUAUUACUAUAUUAUUAUUUCUUGAAACCUUAGGGAAGAUUAAAGAUUCAUCCCAUACUUCUCUAUUUCAUGCUUAAAAACAUCAUUCUUUAAACAAAAAUACUCAAGAUCAUUUAUAUUUAUUUGGAGAGAAAACUGUCCUAAUUUAGAAUUUCCCUCAAAUCUGAGGGACUUUUAAGAAAUGCUAACAGAUUUUAUGGAGGGAAUUUAGACAAAGCAAUGUCAUUUAAUAGAAUAUUUCAAUAUUUAAGUGGAAUUUCAGUAUACUGUACUAUCCUUUAUAAGUCAUUAAAAUAAUGUUUCAUCAAAUGGUUAAAUGGACCACUGGUUUCUUAGAGAAAUGUUUUUAGGCUUCAUUCAUUAUUCAAUUGUCAAGUACACUUAGUCUUAAUACACUCAGGUUUGAACAGAUUAUUCUGAACAUUAAAAUUUAAUCCAUUCUUAAUACUUUAAAACUUUUGUGUUAAGAAGAACUGCCAGUUUGUGCUUUUGAAAUGUCUGUUUUGACAUCAUAGUCUACUAGUACAAUUUUGACAGUGCAUAUGUUACUAAAAGCUUUAUAUAAAAUUAUUAAUGUGAAGUUUUUCAUUUAUAAUUCAAGGAAGGAUUUCCUGAAAACAUUUCAAGGGAUGUCUACAUAUUUGUAUGUGUGUGUGUAUAUAUGUAUAUGCAUACACAGAUGCAUAUGUGUAUAUAUAAUGAAAUUUAUGUUGCUGGUAUUUUGCAUUUUAAAGUGAUCAAGAUUCAUUAGGCAAACUUUUGUUUGUUUAAGUAAACAAGUUCAAAAUCAGAUUAACAGAUACAGGUUUCAUAGAGAACAAAGGUGAUCAUUUGAAGGGCAUGCUGUAAUUUCACACAAUUUUCCAGUUCAAAAAUGGAGAAUACUUCGCCUAAAGUACUGUUAAGUGGGUCAAUUGAUAAAAGUUUCUGUGGUGGAAAAUUUAUGCAGGUUUUCAUGAAUCUUUUUUUUUUUUUUUUUGAGACGGAGUCUCGCUCUGUUGCCAUGCUGGAAUGCAGUAACGUGAUCUGAGCUCACUGCAACCUCCGCCUCUCCAGUUCAAGCAAUGCUCCUGCCUUAGCCUCCCUAGUAGCUGGGACUACAGGUGCACGCCACCAUGCCCAGCUAAUUUUUGUAUUUUGAGUAGAGACGGGGUUUCACAUUAUUGACUAGGAUGGUCUCUAUCUCUUGACCUUGUGAUCUGCCCGCCUCGGCCUCCGAGGCAUGAGCCACUGCGCCCGGCUGGUUUUCAUGAAUCUUGAUAGACAUCUAUAACGUUAUUUUCAGUGGUGUGCAGCAUUUUUGCUGCAUGAGUAUGAGCUAGGUAUAGAGAUCUGAUAACUUGAAUUCAGAAUAUUAAGAAAAUGAAGUAACUGAUUUUCUUAAGAGAAAAUUCUACAUUUUAACUCACAGCAUUGUUCCAUUGCAGGUUUUGCAAUGUUUGUUUGGGGGUAAAGACAGUAGAAAUAUUAUAUUAUUCAAUAAACAAUAACGUGUGAACUUUAAAAAUGGAUAAUAGGGCAUGGACUGAGUGCUGCUAUCUUGAAAUGUGCACAGGUACACUUACUUCUUUUUUAAGUUUUUCCCAUUCAGGAAAACAACAUUGUGAUCUGUACUACAGGAACCAAAUGUCAUGCGUCAUACAUGUGUGUAUAAAGUACAUAAAAUGUAUCUAAAUAUUCAUAAUGUGGGGUGGGUAAUACUGUCUGUGAAAUAAUGUAAGAAGCUUUUCACUUAAAAAAAUGCAUUACUUUCACUUAACACUAGACAUCAGGUCGAAAAUUUGCAAGAUUGCUAUAGUACUUAUUUCAGCAAUUUUUAGAGAUGCUAGCUAGUGUUGAAGCUAAAAAUAGCUUUAUUUAUGCUGAAUUUUGAUUUUUGUGCGAAAUUUUUUUAGUUCUAAUCAUUGGUGAUAGCUUGGAGAUAAAUAAUUAUGCCAUGGCAUUUGACAGUUCAUUAUUCCUAUAAAUAAGAAUUCAGUGAGUUUAAAGAGAAUGGUGGUGUUAAGCUGAUGAUUAACAGUUACUGAAAUCAACUAUUUAUUUGUUACAUUAUUCCAUUUGUAUUUUAGGUUUCCUUUUACAUUCUUUUUAUAUGCAUUCUGACAUUACAUAUUUUUUAAGACUAUGGAAAUAAUUUAAAGAUUUGAGCUCUGGUGGAUGAUUAUCUGCUAAGUUUGAAAAUGUAAUAUUUUGAUAAUACUGUACUAUAACUGUCACACAAAUGCUUUUCUAAUGUUUUAACCUUGAGUAUUGCAGUUGCUGCUUUGUACAGAGGUUACUGCAAUAAAGGAAGUGGAUUCAUUCAACCUA